Phytophthora sojae is the source of this 1424-nucleotide messenger RNA. RefSeq lists its product as hypothetical. Gene Ontology annotation, cellular component: plasma membrane. The record is from RefSeq and is a predicted model, not a curated record. The transcript has a single exon. Bases 1 to 1281 code for a protein of 426 amino acids. Gene Ontology annotation, biological process: glycolipid biosynthetic process. NCBI's taxonomy places the organism in Eukaryota, Oomycota, Peronosporomycetes, Peronosporales, Peronosporaceae.
AUGAGCAAGCGCUUUGACGUGAUCGUGUACGGGGCCACGGGCUUCACGGGCUCGCUGGUGGCGCGCUACCUGGCGGCCGAGCCGGAGUCGGCGCUGGGCAGCGCGUCGGCGCUCAAGUGGGCGGUGGCAGCUCGCAACGAGGCCAAGCUGCAGCAGCUGAAGGAGCAGCUCAAGGCCAAGCUCCCCGAGGUGGCGUCCGAGCUGCUGGACGCGCUGCCCACUGUGGUGGCGGACAGCGGCGACGAGCAGUCGCUGGUGCAGAUGGUGCAGCAGACCAAGGUGGUGGUGUCGCUCGUGGGGCCCUACAAGCUCUACGGCGAGCUGCUGGUCAAGGCGUGCGCCGAGCACGGCGUGCACUACUGCGACCUGACGGGCGAGAUCGUGUGGAUCGAGGAGAUGACGCGCAAGUACGCGGCCGCGGCGGCCAAGUCGGGCGCCGUGCUGGUGAACUGCUGCGGCUUCGAGAGCAUCCCGUCGGACAUGACGACGUUCCUGGUGGCCGACCGCAUCCAGAGCAAGUUGAACUCGGCCACGAGCGCCGUGGACUUGUACUUCACGGACCUCAAGGGCGAGGCGAGCGGUGGCACGAUGGCCUCGGUGUUCGCGAUGAUGGAGACCUGCACCAGCAAGCAGCUGUUGGCCUCGCGCAACCCGUUCUUCCUCACGGACGAGAAGACGCGUGCCGAGAAGCAGGCGGCCAACCUCGUCGGGCCCAACACGAGCGGCGUCGCUGUACGCUAUGACAAGGUCAUGGGCUUCUGGCACUCGCUGUUCAUCGGCGGCUCUGUGAACCAGGCCGUCGUGCACCGCAGCAACCACCGCCUGCAAGACAAGUACGGCAGCAAGUUCGUGUACCGCGAGCGCAUGGCCAUCGGCGGCCUGUUCAUGCAGCUUCUGGCCACGUUCGGCACGAUCGUGGCGAGCACAAUGCUGUACUUCAGCUGGACGCGCGCGCUGGUCAAGCGGUUGUCGCCUGCCCCCGGCCAGGGGCCCUCGGAGGAGUCCAUGCUGAAGGGCUACUUCAUCGCCGAGGCCGCGGGCUACUCGGACGACGGCAAGCUGGCCGUCAAGGCCAAGACGGUGGGCUCGGGCGACCCGGGCUACCGCCUCACGUCGCGCCUCAUCUCGGAGUGCGCGUUCUGCCUGACCAAGGGCGAGUUCGGCGACGCGUCGAGUCUCCCAGGUGGCUUCUACACGCCGGCCAGCGCCUUCGGCCACAAGCUGGCGGACCGCCUGCAGACCAAGAAGUUCAUCACGUUCGAGCUCAAGGACAUGGCCUAGGCCAGCGGCGUCGUAGCUCCGUUAGCUCUAGUAGUCUCUCAUUUAGCGUAGUUGAAGGGGUCGGAUCAGCGGAUCUAAUCCCCGGAAGGUCUCGUCCGAAGGGACGGAUGCCAACCAACUCAACACAACCGCGGAUCUUUGGU